Messenger RNA from Tympanuchus pallidicinctus (lesser prairie-chicken), 1157 nucleotides. Its product is annotated as actin, acrosomal process isoform-like. NCBI's taxonomy places the organism in Eukaryota, Metazoa, Chordata, Aves, Galliformes, Phasianidae. The coding region runs from base 162 to 1127 and encodes 321 amino acids. The record is from RefSeq and is a predicted model, not a curated record. The transcript has a single exon.
UUUACCAGGCACUGAUUGAAAGACCUGUAAUUAUCAUUGUCUUCCUUCUUGCCCUUCUCUAUUCUCUGCCAUCAGUGAUGUCACCUCCCUCCAGCUGUGAUGCAGGCAGGCACUCUGGCAACUCACAGUCCACCCUGCAGUGAGCCAGCCCCAGACGUGUGAUGAUGUCUGGUUUAGCAGCAAGGUACAAGGAUCUUUGUGCUGUUGUCAUUGACACAGGGAUGGGCCACACCAAGAGCGGGCUGGCCGGGGAUGAGAGGCCACGAUCAGUGGUGCCCAGCCAGGUCAAGGAUGGCUCCAUUCUCACUCACGGUGUGGUAACUGACUGGGACGGGUUGGAAGAGCUGUGGCAUCGCAUAUUCUACCACGAUUUGGCUGUGUGCCCUGAGGAGCUGGCUGUGCUGGCCACCGAUGCCCCGCUGUCCCCUAUCGUCAACCGUGAGAAGGUGGCCGAGCUCCUCUUCGAGGGCUUUGGUGUGCCAGCCAUGCUUGUGAUGCCCCGCUCUGUGCUUGUUGCCUAUUCCUAUGGCUGUACCACCGGUGUGGUGCUGGGCUCUGGUGCCGGCACAUCUUAUGCAGUGGCAGUACAGGAUGGCUACGUGCUGCCCCAUGCCUCCUUCCGACUGGACUUGGCCGGGAAUGAUCUCACAUUCUACCUGGGCCAGAUGCUGGCAGCCCGCGGACUGCAACUGCCAGCAGAGACACUCCAGCACCUGAAGGAGACACGCUGCUGUUGCCACCCGCCCGGUGCCCACCCUGAGCCCAUGGGGCCCCUCCUUCAGGAUGAGUACUCCCGCUGUGCUGAGGCCCUCUUCACCCCUGAGGUCCUUGGGGUCCCAGGCCCGGGGCUACUAGAGAUGGCGGCCCGCUCCCUGCACCUCAGUGGAGCCCAACCUGGUAACCCCCCACUGCUGCUGGCUGGAGGCACCACACUGCUGUGUGGCUUUGCUCAACGUGUGGCUCAGGGUCUGGGCAGCGAGCACCCUGCUGCUGCCCCCAGCCGCCAUAUUGCUGCCUGGCUAGGAGGCUCCAUUGCUGCUUCACUUGAUGCCUUCCAGGGCUCAUGGCUUCCUCGGGAUAUAUACAUCGAGAGCGGCUCCAGUGCUGUGCACCGGUAUUGCUUCUGACUCUGCUAGAGAGCUGCGGGGGGUAGCAUG